AUGGAGCCACCCAACAACGCCAAUACCGGGCAACUGGGCCCAACUUUGCCGAAUGGCACAGUUGACUUGCCAACAGAUCUCUCCCGAGAAAUAACUCGGCACUUUGGCCUGGAACAAGAUGAGAUUGAGGAAAUUCUACCGUGUACGCCUUUCCAGCGCGACGUGAUUGAAUGUGCCUCUGAUGACAAGCGCCGUGCUGUCGGACAUGUCGUUUAUGAGAUCCCCGAAGACGUCGAUACCGAGCGAUUGGCCGCCGCCUGGAAAGCUACCGUGCGAUAUACUCCGGCUCUGCGAACCUGUAUAUUUACUUCGGAAACUGGCAACGCCUUUCAGGUCGUUCUCAGAGACUGUUUCAUUUUCGCACGGAUGUACUGCCCGUCGGCACAUCUCAAAUCCGCCAUAGUCAAAGACGAAGCCACUGCUGCUGUUGCUGGACCGCGAUGCAACCGAUAUGUCCUUACCGGAGAACCCAAUUCCAAGAGACGAGUUCUUGUAUGGACAUUCAGUCACUCUUUUGUCGACAGUGCGUUCCAGGGGCGUAUACUCCAGCAAGUCCUUGCAGCUUACAAGGACGAACAUGGCCGGGUUUUCUCUCUGCAACCAACAACUGACCUGGUUGAGUCUGAAAAUGGAGACUGUCUCAGCACACCAGCUUCUGAGCGAACCGUGGGCAUUGAACGAGCCACACAAUUUUGGCAAGAGAAGCUGCACGGACUGGAUGCCUCCGUGUUCCCUCAUCUGCCUUCCCACAAGAGGGUUCCGGCCAUUGAUGCGCGGGCGGACCACUACCUCCCAUGCCCGCCAUUCAUUCAGCAUGAAUGGUCCAGCACUACUGUGUGUCGAACAGCGCUGGCAAUCCUUCUCGCUCGUUAUACACACUCUAGCGAGGCUCUGUUUGGUGUAGUGACUGAGCAGUCGCAUGAGGAGCAUCCCCUUCUACUUGACGGACCUACAAGCACUGUGGUUCCCUUCCGCGUGCUCUGUGCUCCAAAUCAGUCAGUUUCGGAAGUCAUGGAAGCAAUUACCACCUAUGACCAUGAUAUGCGUCAGUUUGCGCACGCUGGGCUCUGCAACAUCAGCCGAAUCGGAGAUGACGCCUCUGCUGCCUGCGGAUUCCAAACAGUACUGAUGGUCACCGACAGUCGGACUGCUAGUGCUGAUGAAAUUCAUCAUGUUCUAGAAGAGCCCGAGAAAUUCAUACCAUGCACUGAUCGCGCUCUUUUACUGUCUUGUCAGAUGACCGACGAAGGGGUCUUGCUGGUCGCAAGAUAUGAUCAGAGUAUUCUCGAACCUCUUCAAAUGGCUCGUUUUCUACGACAGCUGGGCUUCCUGAUCAACAAGCUGCAGAGUACAGACGGCUCGCCAUGCGUGGGACAGCUGGAUGUUCUGGCCCCAGAAGAUCGCACAGAGAUUGAAGGCUGGAAUUCCGAACCACUGCAGACACAAGACUGCCUGAUUCACAGCGAGGUGGUGAAGAACGCUGAUGACACGCCAAACAAGCCGGCUGUCUGCGCCUGGGAUGGAGAAUGGACCUACUCCGAGUUGAACAAUGUGUCGUCACGACUGGCUUCAUACAUCAGCUCACUUGAUCUAGGGCAGCAGCUGAUUGUGCCAAUCUACCUUGAGAAAUCAAAAUGGGUCAUGGCCGCCAUCUUGGCGGUGCUCAAGGCCGGCCAUGCAUUCACCCUCAUUGACCCCAACGAUCCACCAGCUAGAACGGCGCAAAUCAUCAAGCAGGCAUCUGCCAGCAUUGCGCUUACUUCUGCACUCCAUCAGAGCAAGAUGCAGACCGUCGUUGGCCGCUGCAUCACGGUUGAUGAUGACCUAUUCCAGACUUUGACUACCUUUGAGGGCAGCCAAGUCGCUUCCGCAGCGAAGCCAGGUGAUUUGGCGUAUGUCAUUUUCACCUCUGGUAGUACUGGAGACCCAAAGGGCAUCAUGAUAGAACAUAGAGCAUUCUAUUCUUCUGUUGUCAAGUUUGGCAAGGCACUCGGUAUUCGCAGCAGCACACGCGCGCUCCAAUUCGCAACUCAUGGAUUUGGCGCAUUUUUACUCGAGGUUCUAACUACCUUGAUUCACGGCGGCUGUAUCUGCAUUCCGUCAGAUCAUGAUCGGAUGCAUAAUAUUCCAGGAUUUAUACGACAAAGCCAGAUCAACUGGAUGAUGGCAACGCCUUCGUACAUGACGACAAUGAAACCAGAGGACGUCCCAGGUCUGGAAACCCUCGUCCUCGUGGGAGAACAAAUGUCGUCAUCCAUUAACGACGUCUGGCUCUCCGAGUUGCAGCUCUUGGACGGUUACGGCCAGAGUGAGAGCUCUUCUAUAUGCUUUGUCGGCAAAAUUAGUGACUCGUCUCGCGAUCCUAACAAUCUCGGCCGGGCCAUUGGCUCGCAUUCCUGGAUCGUCAACCCUGAUAAUCCUGAUCAGCUGGUGCCAAUCGGCGCUAUUGGUGAGCUACUGAUAGAAAGCCCUGGUAUUGCACGCGGCUAUCUUUUUUCUCAAUCUACCGAGACGCCAUUCCUUGAGAGAGCGCCUGCUUGGUAUGCGUCGAAGCAGCCACCCUACGGCGUCAAGUUUUACAGGACUGGAGAUUUAGCUCGUUACGCCCCCGAUGGCACAGUGAUUUGCCUUGGCCGUAUGGAUUCGCAGGUCAAAAUUCGCGGCCAGCGCGUGGAGCUAGACGCGAUAGAGAAUCUUCUGCGACGGCAAUUUCCUAGCGACGUGACCGUUGUGGCUGAAGCUGUCAAGCGGUCGGAUCUGCCCAGCAGCGUCGUCAUCACUGGGUUCUUGAUCAGUUCUGAGUAUGUUGUUGGUGCUCCAAGUACGGAAGACACCUAUAUCCUUGACCAGGCUGUUACGCAAGAAAUCAAUGCGAAAAUGCGGCAAAUUCUUCCCGCACACUCGAUUCCGUCGUUCUAUAUCUGCAUGAAAUCGCUCCCACGCACUGCCACAGGCAAGGUCGACAGGAGAAAACUUCGGUCCAUUGGCAGCAGUCUACUAGCAUUGCAGGCACAAAGCACUGCGCCCCGUUCAAGCCAAGCCCCUGACGCAUCUGCUGGAGUGACGAAGCUUGAAGAGGUGUGGAUGGACAUCUUCAAUCUGACACCCAACUCUCAUAACAUCGGAGGCAACUUUUUCGCGCUGGGUGGAGAUUCCAUUACUGCAAUCAAAAUGGUAAACAUGGCGAGAGCAGCCGGGAUACAGCUCAAGGUCUCUGACAUUUUCCAAAAUCCUACCCUUGCCAGCCUCCAGGCAGCUAUUGGUGGCAGCUCAAUGACCGUCACCAGCAUCCCGGCGCUAGCUUUGGAUGGUCCUGUGGAACAGUCAUACUCGCAAGGUCGACUAUGGUUCCUAGAUCAACUGGAAAUAGGUGCCAACUGGUACACGAUUCCGUACGCCGUCCGUCUGCGAGGGCCACUGGAUGUUGACGCACUCAACCGCGCCCUGCUUGCCUUGGAGAAACGGCAUGAGACGCUGCGGACAACCUUUGAGGAUCAAGAUGGAGUGGGGGUUCAAAUCAUUCAUGAAACGCUUCUGGAUCAGUUGAGGAUCAUCAAUGCUGAUCAUGCCGACUAUGUUCAACUGCUCAAGCAGGAGCAGACUGCACCUUUCAACCUAGCAUCCGAAUCUGGAUGGAGGGUAUCGCUGAUACGCUUAGACGAUGAUGAUAACAUUUUGUCCAUUGUCAUGCACCAUAUUAUUUCCGACGGUUGGUCCAUUGACGUACUUCGACGAGAGCUUGGUCAACUUUACGCCGCCGCUCUACACGGUGCAGACCUUUUUGGAUCAGCCUUGAGCCCGCUUCCGAUACAAUACAGAGACUUUUCCGUGUGGCAGAAACAAGACGCUCAGGUGGCCGAGCAUGAGCGUCAGCUGCAGUACUGGCAAAAACAGCUCGCAGACUGUUCACCGGCGAAAUUACCGACGGAUUUCCACCGGCCGGCGCUGCUCUCGGGUAAAGCCACCACUGUGCCAGUCACGAUUACGAGUGAGCUGUACUACAGGUUGCAAGAAUUCUGCAGCACAUUCAACACGACUUCCUUUGUCGUGCUCUUGGCGACGUUCCGGGCGGCACACUACCGUCUUACAGGCGUCGACGAUGCUGUUAUUGGUACGCCAAUCGCCAAUCGCAACCGGCAUGAGUUGGAGAACUUGAUUGGCUUCUUUGUCAACACUCAGUGUAUGAGAAUCACCAUCAACGAGGAUGAGGAGACAUUCGAAAGCUUGGUGCGUCAGGUUCGCUCUACAACGACUGCGGCGUUUGAGCAUGAAGAUGUCCCCUUUGAACGCGUUGUAUCUGCAAUGCUACCCGGGUCUCGGGAUCUCUCCCAGAACCCGCUCGCACAGCUUGUCUUUGCCAUUCACUCGCACAAAGAUCUUGGAAAAUUUGAGCUCGAGGCUCUCGAAUCAGAGCCCCUCCAAAAUGAAGUCUACACCCGGUUCGAUGCAGAGUUUCACUUCUUCCAGGCGCCGGAUGGCUUGACUGGCUACAUCAACUUUGCCACGGAGCUAUUCAAGGUCGAAACGAUUCAGAAUGUGGUCAGCGUCUUUUUGCAAAUCUUGCGCCAUGGCCUCGAACACCCUCAAACUCUGAUUUCAGUCGUGCCGCUCACUGACGGCCUAGCGGAGCUACGCAGUAUGGGAUUGCUCGAGAUCAAAAAGGUCGAGUAUCCGCGCGACUCGAGUGUGGUUGACGUCUUCGCCACCCAAGUUGCUAGCUACCCAGACACUCUUGCAGUGGUUGAUUCUUCAUCACGCCUGACAUACGCGGAGUUGGACCAUCAAUCCGACCUGCUCGCGACGUGGCUCCGUCAACAGAAUCUUCCGACAGAGGCAUUAGUUGUGGUACUAGCGCCACGCUCAUGUGAAACAAUCAUCACCUUCCUCGGCAUCCUCAAAGCAAAUCUGGCAUAUCUUCCACUCGAUAUUAGGUCCCCUAUUACGCGGAUGAGAGAUGUUUUAUCCACUCUGCCAGGUCGCACAAUUGCCUUGCUUUGCUCUGACGAGGUUGCGCCAGAUUUCCAGCUCCCUAGCAUAGAGCUCGUGCGUAUAGCUGAUGCUUUGGAAGAGGCUGCUGGCAUGACAAGUCUGAAUGGGCAUGAACAUGUACCUGUGCCGAGCCCCUCACCAACGAGCCUUGCGUAUGUUUUAUACACGUCUGGAUCAACAGGCCGCCCAAAGGGCGUCAUGAUUGAACAUCGUGCAAUUGUGCGACUAGCAAGGAGUGAUAUCAUUCCGGAUUACCGACCGGCGUGUGGCGAUACCAUGGCCCACAUGUUCAACACUGCAUUUGAUGGCGCUACUUACGAGAUCUACACAAUGCUUCUCAACGGUGGGACACUGGUUUGUGUAGACUACAUGGACACUUUGAGUCCAAAGUCGCUGGAAGCCGUGUUCAAGAAGGAGCAGGUCAAUGCGACUAUCAUGGCGCCAGCAUUACUCAAGCUAUACCUCGCUGACGCACGAGAUGCCCUCAAGGGACUUGAUGUCCUCAUCUCUGGUGGCGAUAGAUUCGACCCUCAGGAUGCUGUCGAUGCGCAGUCACUUGUUCGAGGCUCUUGCUACAACGGAUAUGGUCCUACCGAAAAUGGAGUCUUUAGCACUGUAUACAAGGUUGACAAGAACGAUCCAUUCGUGAAUGGUGUUCCCCUGGGACGAGCGGUGAAUAACUCGGGAGCUUAUGUUGUCGAUCGCAACCAGCAGCUCGUCGGCCCUGGCAUUAUUGGAGAGCUAGUGGUGACUGGUGACGGUCUUGCCCGGGGCUAUACCGAGCGAGCAUUUGAUCAAAACCGGUUUAUUCAGCUAAAGAUUGAGGGACAAUCUGUAAGGGGAUACCGGACGGGAGACCGGGUACGCUAUCGGGUAGGAGAAGGCCUGAUUGAGUUUUUCGGGCGCAUGGAUUUCCAAUUCAAGAUUCGAAGUAACCGCAUCGAGGCAGGGGAAGUUGAGGCUGCCAUUCUCAGCCAUCCCGCUGUGCGUAAUGCUGCCGUCAUUCUUCACGUCCAAGAGAAGCUGGAGCCAGAGAUUGUCGGAUUUGUCGUUGCGGAACACGACGACACUGCCGAACAAGAGGAAGCGGGCGACCAAGUUGAAGGGUGGCAGGCAUUCUUUGAGAGCACCACAUAUACUGAACUUGACACUGUCAGUUCGUCCGAGAUUGGCAAGGAUUUCAAAGGCUGGACUUCAAUGUACGACGGCAACGAAAUCGACAAGGCAGAGAUGCAGGAGUGGUUGGACGACACUAUCCAUACGCUCACGGAUGGCCAGGCUCUAGGUCACGUACUCGAAAUUGGUACUGGCUCUGGCAUGGUACUAUUCAAUCUCGGCUCUGGGCUGCAAAGUUUCGUUGGUCUCGAACCAUCCAAGUCAGCAGCCGCGUUCGUCAACAACGCCAUCAAGUCUACCCCCGCCCUCGCGGGAAAAGCUCACGUCUUUGUCGGUACCGCUACAGACACUAACAAGCUAGAUGACCUCCAUCCGGACCUUGUGAUAUUCAACUCGGUUCUUCAGUACUUUCCGACCAGAGAUUAUCUAGAGCAAGUUGUGGACGCUCUGGUGCACUUGAGGAGUGCUAAGCGCAUCUUCUUUGGCGACGUACGAUCGUAUGCAACCAACAGGCACUUUCUCGCAGCCCGAGCAAUCUAUACUCUUGGAAAUCACACGACCAAAGACGAGGUCCGGAAAAAGAUGGCCGAGAUGGAGGAACGAGAGGAGGAAUUUCUUGUUGAGCCCGCCUUCUUUACUACGCUGGUAAACCGGCUUCCCGACGUCAGACACGUCGAAAUCAUUCCAAAGAAUAUGCAGGCUACAAACGAGUUGAGUGCGUACCGUUAUGCGGCUGUUGUACACUUGCGCGGCCCAGACGAGCUUACGCGGCCUGUGCAUCUGAUCAAGAUGGACGACUGGGUGGACUUUCAAGCAUCCCAUAUGCACAAGGAUGCGCUUCGAGAGUACCUGCGGCUUGCUGAAAACACAAAGACGGUGGCCAUCAGCAACAUUCCUUACGGAAAGACGAUCUUUGAGAGGCAGGUUGUCGAAUCCCUUGAUGACACGAGCGAGGAUGCGCCGCACGCAUCGCUCGAUGGUGCAGCCUGGAUCUCGGCUGUACGCUCCGAUGCCAAGGCCCGCUCAUCUCUCUCCGUUCCCGAUCUGGUGCUCCUUGCCAAGGAGACUGGAUUCCGUGUAGAGGUGAGUGCAGCACGGCAGUGGUCUCAAAGCGGUGCGCUAGAUGCCGUCUUCCACCGCUAUCAUCCGGCCGAGCCCGACGUCCGUACGCUGUUCCAAUUCCCCACGGACAAUGACGUUCGAAUGUCUGCGCUCCUCACCAAUCAACCUCUCCAGCGACUGCAGAAGCGACGAGUGGCGGUGCAGGUUCGUGAAUGGCUGCAAGACCGGAUACCGUCUUACAUGAUCCCUUCCCACAUUGUGGCGCUCGACCAGAUGCCGCUCAACACCAGCGGCAAGGUCGACCGAAAGGAACUGUCUCGCCAGGCCAAAGCUAUCAAAAAGGUGCAAAAGUCGGCACCACCGACGGCGCCAGCGUUUCCACUGAGUGAAGUAGAAGUUAUGCUGUGCGAGGAGCUGACCAAGACGUUUGAAAUGGACGUCAACAUCACCGACGACUUUUUCCAGCUUGGCGGACACUCGCUGCUUGCCACGAGGCUGGUUGCGCGAAUCAGUCAUAGACUCGGAGCCCGUCUGACUGUAAAGGACGUAUUCGACUACCCCGUCUUUUCUGAGCUUGCCGACAUUAUUCGUCAACAGUUGGCCUCGAAGAAUACCCUCCUCCCUACAGCUUCGGCCGGUGGUGGUGGCCAGGACAAGAAAGAGUCUGCAGGCGUGGCUCCGACUACUGACAUGGAAGCCAUGCUGUGCGAGGAAUUUGCAAACAUUCUCGGCAUGGACGUUGGAAUUACCGACAACUUCUUUGACCUCGGCGGGCAUUCACUCAUGGCUACGAGGCUGGCCGCACGCAUUGGCCACAGACUGAAUACCACCAUCUCGGUCAAGGACAUUUUUUCCCAUCCCGUUAUUUUUCAGCUCUCGGCUAAGCUAGAGGUUUCUCAAUUGGAAAGCUCCAGCGGGGGUACCGACAUUAAAAUGCCAGACUACACUGCCUUCCAGCUCAUUCCCGCCGCCGAUGCGGAAAAGUUUAUGCAGGAUCACAUUUACCCGCAAAUCAACUUUUCACAGGACAUGGUUCAGGACGUCUAUCUAGCCACACACCUGCAGCAAUGUUUUCUACGCGACGUCUUUGGACGGCCGAAGCCUCUUGUGCCGUUUUACGUCGAGUUUCCACCAGACUCGAAUCCUCAUACCUUGGCCACAGCGUGCACAUCGCUGGUUGACAAGUACGAUAUAUUUCGGACAAUUUUUGUCGAAGCCGAGGGCAAUCUCUAUCAAGUCGUCUUGAAGCAUCUCAACUUGGACAUUGACGUUGUUGAAACCGACGCCAAUGUCCACAAGACGAGCAGCGACUUGGUCGAUGCGAUUGCAAAAGAACCUGUCCGUCUAGGACAGCCAAUGAUACAAGUCAAGGUUCUGAAGCAGACAUCGUCUGUGAGAGUCCUUUUGUGGCUAUCACAUGCUUUGUAUGAUGGCUUGAGUUGGGAGCACAUUGUCCGAGAUCUUCACAUUCUCUCCAAAGAGAGGUCCCUCCCGCCGGCAACCCAAUUUUCACGGUACAUGCAGUACGUGGACCAUACUCGAGGACCUGGUUGCGACUUUUGGCGUGAUGUUUUACAAAACGCACCAAUCACAAACCUGAGCGAUGCCGGUAGUGGCGGUCGCCCUACGAAAGCCGGCGAUCCAAGGGUCUGGCAUGCAGGCAAGGUCAUUAGUGGUCCUUCUCAAGCCAUUCGCAGCAGCAUCACACAGGCGACAGUCUUCAACGCUGCUUGUGCCAUUGUACUGUCAAAAGAGACUGGCACAGACAAUGUCGUUUUCGGCCGCAUCGUAUCGGGAAGGCAAGGUCUGCCAGUACGCUGGCAAAACAUCAUCGGUCCAUGCACAAAUGCGGUUCCCGUCCGUGCCGUGGUGGAUGCGCACGGCAAUCACCAACAAAUGCUUCGCGACCUGCAAGAGCAGUAUCUGCUGAGCUUGCCGUACGAAACGAUUGGAUUCGACGAGAUUAAGCGCAGCUGCACGGACUGGCCCGAUUCCGCCCGCAAUUAUGGCUGCUGCGUGACAUAUCAAAAUUUCGAGUACCACCCAGAGAGCGAGGUGGACCAGCAGCGCGUCGAAAUGGGCAUCCUGGCGAAAAAGGCUGAACUGAUCAAGGAAGAACCGCUAUACAACGUGGCUAUAGCAGGCGAGGUUGAGCCGGACGGAGUUCACUUGCAGGUGACUGUGGUUGUCGAUUCGCAGCUGUUUAGCCAGGAGGGGGCAACGCACCUGAUGGAGCAAGUAUGCAAUACGUUUCAGGCUUUGAAUGCGUCUUUAUGA
This is a messenger RNA of Beauveria bassiana ARSEF 2860, 9444 nucleotides long. RefSeq names its product bassianolide nonribosomal peptide synthetase. The record is from RefSeq and is a predicted model, not a curated record. The transcript has a single exon. Gene Ontology annotation, biological process: secondary metabolite biosynthetic process; amino acid activation for nonribosomal peptide biosynthetic process. The coding region runs from base 1 to 9444 and encodes 3147 amino acids. Gene Ontology annotation, cellular component: cytoplasm. Gene Ontology annotation, molecular function: catalytic activity; phosphopantetheine binding. Lineage: Eukaryota; Fungi; Ascomycota; Sordariomycetes; Hypocreales; Cordycipitaceae.